Molecule: messenger RNA, 844 nt
Organism: Drosophila ficusphila
Lineage: Eukaryota; Metazoa; Arthropoda; Insecta; Diptera; Drosophilidae
Exons: 1
Coding region: 52-804 (250 amino acids)
Source: RefSeq, a predicted model, not a curated record
GUAAUCGAUAGCACGUCCUCAAUUUAAAAUUUAAACAAUCUAGCUCCGAAAAUGAUUUAUUUUAUUUUGUAUUCGCUUCUUUGUUAUACUGCUGCAGCGGGGCGUAAUUUAAAAGUAGUUAAGUACGAGGACUCGGUUGACACCAUCGUAAAGGAUCUCAUAGACAAUUGGCAGUCGCCACUUGUUUACCUGAAAAGUCGCGGUUACCUGCCAAAGGACUUGCAGAAUUCUCCCGAAUUGGAUUUUCAGCAGCUGCAGGGUAAUUUAAUACCGAACUUUUCCUUAAAGGAUUCCAAACGGGAGGUGGAAAGUACAGCCGAGGCAAAAGCAAAUUCAAAAUCGGAUCAGAGGGAUGUGCGUUCGGCUCAAGAUCUGAAAGAACUCGAAUUAAAGCGGAUGUUCCAAUCGCUAUUCUCCUCAAACGACAUCUCGGCCUCCGAAGAGAUUAAAUCCAAGCUGGGUGUGUCUUGGGACAUGAACGCGCUGAAAUCAUCCGCUCGGUUGGGUGCCAAGAAAUAUUUCGAGAAGCUGAACAAUAAACGAAAUCAGGCGGUAUCUUUCCUUCCCAAUGAAACUCCAAGUAGUCCAGUUUCUGGAGAAGUAUUUCAGAAUUUCCACGCUCCGAUAUCCCUUAACUUGGAGAAAAAAGACAACGAAACGAUAGAGAAGGCCUCGUACGAUACUAAACCAAGCUACCUUAAGGGCGUGGCCAAGAUUCUGAGCAACCCAGAGAUCAGGUAUAAGGAUUGGGAACCGAAGCCUGCCCAAGAAUCCUUUUUCAAGGCCACAGGAAAAGUGAAUUGAAAUUUGUAAAUGUUAAUUAAAUGUUCUUGUAGUUCCGAAA